UGAUAAGAAUAUUUGAGUUAAAUCUCGAAAUGCCCUCGACUCUAGACUGGGCCAAAUGUUUGCCUGUUUCGCCUGAUUUGAUUCGCAGCAAAAUAUUGGCACAGCAAUUCCUGAAAGCCGCAGGAUUAAGAUAGCAUUAAUUAAACAGACUGAAAGCUUGCAACUCAAAAACUGAUCUAUAACAUUUUUGAAAAGCAACCCCAUCUGAUUAUGAUUUCGGUAAGCCAUUCUGCCAUUCUAAUCCGUUCAAUUAUGCAAGCCCUAUUGAAAUGCAUUUUCUUUGUGUGACGAAUUCGUCCUGGGAGUUUCUUCACUUGUUUGCAGUGUUCAAAUAUCGCGCACCCCUUGAAAAGGGGGAAAUGCCUGAGGCAACCGGCAGCCGGAUGCCGGGCCGACCCCACAAUGUACCCACUUUUUUGGUCAGCCACGAUGGAACCUACUUUCGGGUCGAAAGUCAAAUGUCGGCAAUUCGAGCGUCAAAUCGGGAGAGUUGGCCCAGCUUGCAAAAUGGUAAUUCGGUUAUAUGCCAAAAAAAUGAAUCAGGUCAGAUGUAUAAGGAACGAUUUGAAAUUUUCAAGAAAAUAAACAAUAGAAGCUAUACACGUUCCCAUGAUGAAAUGCGCAGCUAUGAAGCCUAUGAGGAAAAUCAAAAAAUUGUCAACGAACACAAUUCGUAUUACGAAACUGGAAAAAGCAGCUUUCGAUUAGCAACAAACACAUUGGCUGACAUGAAUACUGAUUCAUACCUCAAGGGAUAUUUACGUUUAUUACGGAGCCCAGCGAUUUCUGAUUCGGACAAUAUUGCCGACAUUGUUGGAUCACCGCUGAUGAAUAAUGUUCCCGAAAGUUUUGAUUGGCGUAAAAAGGGAUUUAUUACACCAUCGUAUAAUCAACAAAGCUGCGGCUCCUGCUAUGCCUUCAGUAUAGCUCAAAGUAUAGAAGGGCAGGUCUUCAAGCGCACCGGUAAAAUUCUAGCCCUAAGUGAACAACAAAUUGUGGACUGUAGUAUCUCCCAUGGCAAUCAAGGCUGUAUCGGGGGCUCACUACGAAACACUCUAAGAUAUCUACAGGCUACCGGGGGUCUAAUGAGAUCGCUUGAUUACAAAUAUGCCUCAAAGAAAGGAGAAUGCCAAUUCGUUAGCGAACUAGCCGUAGUCAAUGUGACAUCGUGGGCUAUUUUACCGACAAAGGAUGAAAACGCCAUUCAAGCAGCUGUGGCACAUAUUGGUCCAGUUGCAGUCUCCAUUAACGCAAGUCCCAAAACUUUUCAACUUUAUAGUGAGGGAAUUUAUGACGACGUAUCCUGUUCAUCAACUUCUGUAAACCAUGCCAUGCUACUGAUUGGCUUUGACAAAGACUUCUGGAUUCUAAAGAACUGGUGGGGAGAAUUGUGGGGAGAAGCUGGCUUUAUGAGAAUGCGUAAAGUUCGUUAAAUUCAAAAUACAAAAUACGUGUUAUGUGCAAAUUAUGGGUAUGAUGCGAUGUUCGGGGUGUAAGUGCAGGAAUUUCUCCAGGGUGACUUCCUUCAGACGCAUGCGUCGGAUCGGAUGGGGACACGCCCAUAUCACUCUAAUUGGCGGAAUGUACAAAAUCUCUCCCGGACAUGGCCUGUAAACAUUCGAGGCGUGACCCUUAUUGGUUGGGUUUCCUAUCUGGUAUUUAUUUAGUGUUUGG
Messenger RNA from Drosophila novamexicana, 1674 nucleotides. RefSeq names its product cathepsin L1. The transcript is spliced from 7 exons. Lineage: Eukaryota; Metazoa; Arthropoda; Insecta; Diptera; Drosophilidae. Gene Ontology annotation, cellular component: lysosome. Gene Ontology annotation, molecular function: cysteine-type endopeptidase activity. The coding region runs from base 270 to 1433 and encodes 387 amino acids. The record is from RefSeq and is a predicted model, not a curated record.